This is a messenger RNA of Syngnathoides biaculeatus (alligator pipefish), 4743 nucleotides long. RefSeq names its product anthrax toxin receptor 1-like. Bases 498 to 2252 code for a protein of 584 amino acids. The record is from RefSeq and is a predicted model, not a curated record. Gene Ontology annotation, cellular component: membrane. The transcript has 21 exons. Gene Ontology annotation, molecular function: signaling receptor activity. NCBI's taxonomy places the organism in Eukaryota, Metazoa, Chordata, Actinopteri, Syngnathiformes, Syngnathidae.
AAAAUAAAGAUGAAGAAAUAGAAGACGCUAGGCUAACUGGCUAACUUCCAGUUUUGGAAUCGAGAAUCAAGGGCCACAAAAAUUAAUGCAGCAGCCCAGAUCUGGCCCUCAGGCAUAGAGUUUGGCGUCCUCAUCCAUGUUUCCUCUUUGAAGUAAUCCCCUGGAGUCUAACACAUUUCCCCAGCCUUCUUUACGACAUCUUCUUGAACUCAUGGGAGGAUUCUUCAGGGAUCCUCCGCAGCUCCCAGUUUGUUGACAGGCUCGUGUGUGGAGAGAAGCGAGGGAAGGCCAGCCAAGGCUUCACUCCCCCUUCUUCCUGCUCACAUCUGUUGCUGAGGAGAUGGAAGUCUUCUGACUCCAGACUCUUUCAUACCUUCACAGCAUGACGAGCCGCGCUUGCUGCUGAUUAAAGUUGAAAGACGAAACCCGGCUUGCACUCAUGUUUAAGUUCUCCUGAAGUCAUAUACAGGACGAAGCUUUCUUUGAAAUUCCGAGGAAUGUCCCGGUGCUGGUGCAGGCAGGUCCUGCUUGGCGUGGAAGUGGGUAUCGUCGUGGUGGUGUUGGUGGUCGGCACUGCGGGACAGAGCUACGAUGGGAGGGAAGCCGGGUCGUCCUGCUACGGAGGAUUCGACCUGUACUUUGUUUUAGACAAAUCUGGCAGUGUGCAACAUUACUGGAAUGAAAUUUAUUACUUUGUGGACCACCUGGCUUACAAGUUUAUCAGUCCUCAGCUCCGGAUGUCUUUUAUCGUCUUUUCGACAGAAGGGAGAAUUCUCAUGCCAUUAACUGAAGACAGAGAGCAAAUACGAGCCGGAUUGGAGAGGCUCAGCAUGGUCCAUCCAGGUGGAGACACCUACAUGCACCUUGGUUUGUCAAAGGCCAGUGAACAAAUUUACUACAGCACAGGAGAUGGCUACCGGACAGCCAGCGUCAUAAUUGCUUUGACUGACGGUGAAUUAAGGGAAAAUCAAUUUGAUCUGGCUCAAAGAGAGGCUAGCAGAGCGCGGCAGUUGGGUGCCACCGUUUACUGUGUGGGAGUGAAAGACUUCAAUGAAACCCAGUUGUCCACCAUUGCCGACAGUGAGGACCACGUCUUCCCUGUGACCGACGGUUUUCACACGCUGCAUGUGGUCAUUGACUCGAUUCUGAAGAGGUCAUGCAUUGAGAUUCUGGCUGUCGAGCCCUCGAGCAUCUGCGCAGGAGAAUCUUUCCAGGUGGUAAUUAAAGGAAAUGGCUUCUUUCAUGCCCGCGACGUUCAGAAAGUCCUCUGCAGCUUCCGCAUUAACGACACAGCGACUUUUAUGAAAAGACCUUUGGUGGUGAGAGAUACCUACCUGUUGUGUCCGGCUCCCGUUUUGGAAAAGGAAGGAAUGGCCGCCACGCUCCACGUCAGCAUGAACAAUGGCCUGAGUUUCAUAUCCAGCUCUGUCACAAUUACCGCCAUCACUUGCUCUGACGGCACUUUUGUGGCAAUCGCACUGCUCAUCCUGCUGAUCCUGCUCAUCAUUCUUCUGCUGUGGUGGUUCUGGCCUCUCUGCUGCACUGUGGUCAUUCAUGAGCCACCUCCACCACCCAUAGAUGACGACUUCUCUGACGACGAGGACGAUUUUCACAAGAAGCGGUGGCCCACUGUGGACGCGUCAUACUAUGGAGGCAGAGGAGUUGGAGGCAUCAAAAGGAUGGAGGUCCGCUGGGGUGAUAAGGGCUCCACCGAGGAGGGAGCAAAGCUGGAAAAAGCCAAGAACGCUCGUGUUGUGAUGCCUGAAGAGGAACUCGAGGAUCCUCCGGCGAGAUCGCGUUACCAUGUGAAAAAACCCGUCCAUCCUCAGAAGUGGUACUCCCCCAUCAAGGGCAAACUGGAUGCACUGUGGGUUUUCCUGAGACGAGGCUAUGACAGAGUGUCCGUCAUGCGACCUCAUCCUGGAGACAAGGGCAAGUGCAUCAAUUUCACACGGAGCAAGUCCAGCCAGGCUCCUCGCUACCCAAUCUGCAAGCAUCCCUCCACGCACAUCUACACUCUGCCCUACAGCCCCCGGUGUCGGCCUUCCGAUUCGGACUUGCCCCCCUCCCCCACCGCCACGCUGCCCCCUCUGCCCCACUCGCCUCCGCCACCCUUCUACACGCCCCCACCCUGCAGAACUCUGCCCUCCAUCUCUGUGCCCCCUUCGCCCACCGCCUCCCUGCCCCCGCCGCCCUGUAGGGCCCCGCCCCCGUCCCGCCCGCCGCCACGCCCCAGCCACGACGACUACUGACGCGUCCCGAGUCAAAUGGAAACCUGAGCGCACUUCUCUCAUCGAAAGGGAAAACGUUUGGACUUUUUUUAUAUUACAGGGGCUGAUGUGCAAUUCAUUGUUUUUCAUAUUACACUAAACUAAGUAUAUUGCAAUGACUUAUUGUUGAUGUUUUCGCUUUGGACAGUGAACGAUUAUCUUGCAUAGUAUCUAAUCUCUGUCUCAUGAAAAGCAUGUAGAACUGAAUAUGAAAGGUCAACACAAUCUGCUCCAAGAAUCUGGUUGUCUUCAAGUUCAAAAUAGCAGAACUGUUUGUUCCAAAACUGUUUUCCUACGGGAAAUAUUAGAGAUCAAAGAUAAUUAGGAGACUACUGCAAUGUUGGCAGCUCCUCUGAUUUUGCUAUUUAUAGGGAAAUGGUAGGGAAAUCAACAUCUUUCUCGUUUAAUUCACAUAUUCCAAACAAAAUUUGUCACUAAAAGCAUUUAUUAAAGAGGUCAAAAUAUCCCCCCAGCCCAAAAAAAAAGGCCAGUGCGUGUGUGCACGUGUACAAAGAUACUUAAAAAUAAAACUAAAAUUAAAGUGUAAAGCUAAAAUUAAAAUGCAAAUAAAAGAAUCUACCAUUAAAAUAUAUUUAAAACGAAAAAUCUAAAACUGAUUUCUUUAGUUCAUUUAUUUUCAUCUCAGUGACAUGCGUUUGUAAAAACAUCCCAAGGAUCAAGAAUUGCAGCCACUUUACAACUUGCUUUUUUUUUUAGCAAAGCUGAAUUCUGUUUAGAGAAGGCGGUUCUUGUUAUGCAAAUGAACCACUGCUCGCCCCACCCUCAUCUACUGGGGGCCAACUCUGAAGAAAAAAAAUGAGAGUCCUAAAAGGUUAUAAAAUGUCAAACCAAUCACACCCAGCAGUAACUUUGUCCAUACUUUCCGUGUAAAUUCACAGCAAUUUCCAAAUUGUAUGACCUCUAUCCCAGUUUUAGCUUUCUUUAUCUUUGUAUGAGAACACAUGCACGCUUUUCGUUGGACAGCUAACUUAAACGAGCCAUUGAGCGCUAUAGCAGGCUAACUCCAGUUGUUUGUCAUUUUGCAGGUGAGUGAUUUCAAGUUUAUGAAGGAAACUUGUGAUUUCGGCUUUGGAAGUUUUGUGCAAUAGAAGUCCAAUUCCAAAUGGCACUCAAACCCAUCAAUAUUUCACGAAAGGUGAUAAAAUAACACUCACUUGUAGCUACUAACAUGCACUGUUUACUUUUUGAGUUGUGUAUCAAACUCUGAACUUCAUUUUCUGGGAGUUGAAGCCUGGUUUCAUGGGUGUGGCCAUCUUGGAAAUGGGACCUGGUUCAGUGUUCAAAUGAUGAAUUAGGAAAAGUGAUGAGUGGAAUGAUGGACUGGACUCCUUCUGUCAAAAAUUGGAACAAAACCUUGAUUUAGGUGAUUGGAAAAAUAUGCCAUUUAUUCAUUUCAGUACUUAACUUGAAAAUUGAGUUAAGUACGCAUUUUAGCUGUCAGUGGCUCCAAAAAAAAAAAAAAAAACAUUAUGAGCGCUCCUUAAAAAAGGAAUGAUGGUUUUGCUUAUGUCAGUGUGAAUGAGUAGAUAUGUGUGACAUAAUUCCACUAAUCCAGUUUUGUUUGUUUCUUUGCUUGAACAUGCGUUCCACAAAGGGGAAAUCUGGGGUGUAAAUAUGUCAAUUAAUCCCCUAACCCUGUAAUAAUUAUUGAUGUUUCAAAUAAAUUCUUUCCUUGGUUUUUAUGGAAACUACAACAAGAAAAUAAUAAUUAAGUAUUUUCAUUCAAUAUGAUGAAUCAGAGAGCCAGGACAUAAAUCUCAAAAGCUGUCAUAAACUUAAAAAAAAAAAAAAAAAAAAAAAGAAUGGUUUGCAGCGCGAGAACUUAACGUCACAAGAUUUUUGCGGUUUGUCUUUCUGGAAAAAUCAGCAUGGGGCUCAAUUCAGUGCAGCGCCUGGAGGUUGUCAAAGAUGACUCAAGAAUGAGAUGUUUUGCUACCUGCUUGCUUUAUCCGUCUCAAAGCUUUGAUGGAUGACUUUGUUUAUCUGUUUAUGUGUGAGCCAUUUCAAUUGAGGAGCACAUGCCGUACAAGUUAUGAAUCCAUUUUGACAAGUGUGCUUACAGUGUUUGGUUUAAAAACAACAACUCUAUAUAAUCUUGCUUUUUGCUGCCCUGGAAAAAGCGAAGAAUCCAAAGAAGAUGGAGUUGGUGAUAAACAAGAUCACACAGCAGUUGACAAAGAAUGAAGGAGGUGGAUAACAAAAUGACCUAAAAAGCUUUUUUAUUAGCUUUUGGUACCAAACGGGAGCAGUUAUUUCUGACUUUGGAAAGAUGUGACAUAACAACCGGUAGUCUGAAUUCCACAAAAGCUGUCAGGAAAAUGUCUUCAUUUUUUUGGGGUCAAUGUUAAAAUGUUGGCCAGACACACACACAACACAAGGUUUUGUCUUUAAACGCCAAUGCAAAUGUCAGCCUCACAGAUGUCAUAUGUCGUCAGGGUACACACUUGUGUGG